Vigna radiata var. radiata (mung bean) is the source of this 1853-nucleotide messenger RNA. RefSeq names its product probable carbohydrate esterase At4g34215. The record is from RefSeq and is a predicted model, not a curated record. Bases 695 to 1699 code for a protein of 334 amino acids. The transcript is spliced from 5 exons. Lineage: Eukaryota; Viridiplantae; Streptophyta; Magnoliopsida; Fabales; Fabaceae.
AGUUGUGCGACCCAUGAGGUAAAUGGUAUUUGAGAUGAGGAGAUUAGAAAUACAAAAUCCAAUUAAUAAUGUUGAAUUGAAACUCUAUUAAUGUUACGCGCCCAUCUUUCCGGGUUCGCGAGGCCUCAAGAUUUUUCCCUUUUUUGUUAAAACCCUAAUAGGAUUUUUCUCUAAGAAUCAUGGAGCCCCAAUCUAAAAUUUCGAAGGUCGUCCAUGAAGGAGAGUUAUUCAAAACUGUUCGAAGGACACUUCAGAAGCUCUACAACUUGAAAUUGCUGAUUAUUGAGAAACCAUGAAGCUCGUGAGGAGGCGAUACAAGUGGUGGCUGGUGUGAAACUAAACCUCUGGUUGCCUUAAAAGAUGCAAGAAACGCCGCAUCGAACAAGAGGCAGCGGCGAGGUCGCCGGCUCUGGCGCUCGUUGUAAAACUUGUUGAUGGUUACCUUCCGAUGCGAAUCUCAAGCCGGAGAAAUUCUACAAUUUCGCCACCUCUUCCACGUAUCUGCCUUUGGCACGUCUGGUAUCCAUUCCUUUGGCACAUGUCAUGGUGUGUGGAGAGACUUGGGAGCAGUGGGGAAGCAGUUGCUGAUCUGAAAUAACUAUUCUCUCUUGCUGAAAAAUUGGUUUUUCAAAUGGCUUCAAUUUGAUGCAUCACUUCUUCGAGAUCUUGCUUACUACACUGAUACUUGAGGCAGAUGAAGUGUGGAAAGCAAGCGGGAAACAUUAUAAAUAUACUAUUGUACAAAGGUGGAGAAAGAGGGCCUCGAUCAGACAACAUGCCUUCCUUGCCAAUGUUGCUACUGUUGCUAUUCCUGAUUCAACUCCGCCCAGUGAAGCCACAAGGCUACGAUAGGAAUAUAUUCAUAUUAGCGGGUCAAAGCAACAUGGCGGGUCGGGGCGGCGUAGUCAACGACACGGCCACCGGGGUAACAACAUGGGACGGCGUCGUUCCACCCCAGUGCCAUUCCAACCCCUCCAUUUUGAAGCUCGACGCGCACCUGGCGUGGGUGGAGGCGCGUGAGCCGCUCCACGCGGACAUCGAUUAUAAGAAGACCAACGGAGUGGGUCCAGGAAUGGCAUUCGCGAACUCGGUGUUGGAAAAACACCCAGAAUUUGGUGUAAUCGGUUUGGUCCCAUGCGCGAUCGGAGGCACCACCAUAAGCGAGUGGGAACGUGGAAGAGAGCUUUACAGUGAGACGAUAAAGCGUGCGAAGGCAUCGGUGCGUGACGGUGGCACCAUUCGUGGCUUGCUUUGGUACCAAGGGGAAACCGAUACGGUGAACCUACACGAUGCACAGUUGUACCAACGACGACUCCACAAGUUCUUCUUGGAUGUUCGUGAUGAUCUGCAGUUUCCAUUGCUUCCUAUUAUCCAGGUAGCAUUGGCAUCUGGAUCAGGCCCUUACAUAGAGAUAGUGAGACAAGCCCAACUGGGCACUGACCUCCUCAACCUGAGGACUGUGGACGCACAUGGUUUGCCUCUUCAGCCCGAUGGGCUACACCUCUCCACUCCGGCCCAGGCUCAUCUUGGACAAAUGAUGGCUGAUGCGUUCCUUCAGUUCGUACCCACUUCAAACAUAAAUUACAAUCUCAGCCCAAUUCGUAACGAGGCCAUAAGGCUUUACAACUGUGCCUUUUGUGUUUACAAGCUUCCCUUGUUCAUAACACUUCCCUCGAUUUUGCACAAAUCUUUCCUAUAGCAGCAUUCUUUUGCCAUUACCAUUUUCACAGUAAUAGUUAUAACAAAAUCAUGUAAUUACACUUCAACUCACCAAGAAAAUUGGAGCAUUGUAUGAAUCAUUUAAAUUCAACUUAAAGUAUGACUUCUUAGUUUACUAUAAGAAAUUGUCAUUC